AUGGCUACUCUAGGUUUAUACAGUCUAAGAAGUCGUCUUAAGGACCGAAAAUCAUUUCUCCACCUAUUUCUUGCAAUUCUGUUGAGAGUGACAAGACAUGAUUUCAAGAGAACAGUCAUUGGGAAAUUGCCGUUUCAUCAUUUAUCAAUUAUUUGGAAAACAAGGUGGGAUAAUGGUGCAUUCAUUUACCAUAAAUUAAGAAAUAUAACGAAAAUUAAAGGCGGUUACUUGGUAAAAGGCAUUUUUUUUCUGCACCAUCAUCAGCAAGCAUUUUUUCGGAAUAACAAACAUUCAUAUCACUUUUUGGUUUCGAAAAUCAAAUUCUUGUAUUUUAUAGAUUUGGUUGGGAAAUAUGAGCCAAAUAUUCCUUCAGGUUGUGGAACUAAAGUAGUUGAUAAAGGUGGACAUCAUUUUCAAUCACUCCCUUUGGGGUUAUCACAGAUACUCCCAUCCGCAAAACACGACCUUCUUCCAUCCAUUCACGUUUUAGCAUUCAGGAAUACAAAUAAUGGUAACUAUUCUGUAAUGGCAGGUUCGCCUUUCACUGCCACCAAUGUAGCACUUCGAGCCUCUCCUGAAGACGACAGAAGUUAUAUUACUGAGUCAAAAUAUAAAUCAUUGACAUCCUUAGAAUUACUUAUUUCCUAUGCAACGGUUUCCCCGCAAUUUGCUUGUUUGCUUAAUUCUUCAUUUCGGUUUUGCGGGUACUUUAGUACGAUCAAAAUAUCGAAAGAUUCAAUUCAAAAAGUGUUUUUCACCGUAAAAAAGCUAUCUUUUGCAACCCUCAUGGUACAAAUUGGAGAACCUAGUAGGACUAAAGAGUAUCGGUUAUCAUUAUUGCAAACUUUGGAGUUGUACAAACGUAUUUCACUGUUUAAGUUCAAAGGUGCUCCUUAUUCAAUGAUACAAACUGAUAAGAUAAAUUAA
Molecule: messenger RNA, 927 nt
Organism: Echinococcus granulosus
Lineage: Eukaryota; Metazoa; Platyhelminthes; Cestoda; Cyclophyllidea; Taeniidae
Exons: 8
Coding region: 1-927 (308 amino acids)
Source: RefSeq, a predicted model, not a curated record